GUGUGCGCUCCAUGUGAACUCAGACCGGGAUCCGAAAAGACGAGUGCGGGGCUGUGUGGGUCUCCGACGGGAUCGACUUUGGGGUUUUGCUUGGUUUUUCUGGAUAUUCAGUAAGACCGUAAAAAUGUCAUCCAAACAAGAAAUAAUGAAUGACCAGCGGUUUAGGAGGGUUUCAAAGGAUCCCAGAUUUUGGGAAAUGCCAGAGAAGGACCGAAAAGUCAAAAUUGACAAGAGAUUUCGAGCCAUGUUUCAUGACAAAAAGUUUAAAUUGAACUAUGCUGUUGACAAAAGAGGGCGCCCUAUCACCCACAGCACUACGGAAGACCUGAAACGCUUCUAUGACCUUUCAGACUCUGAUUCUGAUCUCUCUGAUGAAGAAAGCAAAGUACUGGACCAAAAGAAAGUAAAGCAGAAAAAGAAACAGACUGAAAAAGAAGUGGAGUCAAAAAUGCUGAUUGAGGAGAAAAAGAAAGAAACCAAAAAAAUUGAUCAGAAGGAUCCUAUAAAUAAAAAUGAUUUAGAUAAUUCUGAAAGAAUUCAAAAAAUGAAAAAUGUGUGUAAAUCUCAAAAGGCAAAUUCAGAAAUAAGUCCCAAAAAGGAUAGUGAAGAAUUUCCACAAAAUACAAAAAAGAAAAGGAACAUCACCGACCACAGUACAGAUUCUUUGCCCAAAGGAAAACCAAGGACCAAAAAUUCCAGUACCCCUGAAAUUGUGAAAUCUCCAACAAUCACUUGUUCUAAGGCAAAAAGAGAAAAGCAAUCAGUGCUUCCAGUCGUUCUGGCAAGAGAAAAAGAUGCCCUGGAGGAAGAUUCAGACAGUGCUAGUGAGAUAGGAAGUGAUGAGGACUCUGAAGAUGAAGUCACAAGUGAUGAUAGAACUUCAGCUGAUGAUGAUGAAGAGGAGGAAGAGGAAGAGGAGGAGGAAGACAGUGAGGAGGAGGAUGAAAGUGACAGUGGUCCUGAUCUGGCAAGGGGUAAAGGAAAUAUCGAAACUAGUUCUGAAGAUGAAGACGAUUUUGCAGAUCUGUUUCCGGAAGAACCUGGUUUUGAACAUGCUUGGAGAGAAUUAGAUAAAGAUGCUCCUCGGGCUGAUGAGAUUACACACCGACUAGCAGUUUGCAACAUGGACUGGGAUAGAUUAAAGGCAAAAGAUUUGCUGGCUCUGUUCAAUUCUUUUAAGCCCAAAGGAGGAGUUGUUUUUUCUGUAAAGAUAUAUCCUUCGGAGUUUGGAAAGGAGAGGAUGAAAGAAGAGCAAGUUCAAGGACCAGUAGAGUUAUUGAGUAUUCCUGAGGAUGCCCCCGAAAAAGACUGGGCCUCUAGAGAGAAGCUGAGAGACUAUCAGUUCAAACGAUUGAAAUAUUAUUAUGCAGUAGUGGAUUGUGAUUCUCCUGAAACAGCAAGUAAGAUUUAUGAAGAUUGUGAUGGCCUGGAAUUUGAAAGCAGUUGUUCUUUUAUAGACCUAAGGUUUAUACCAGAUGAUAUUACUUUUGAUGAUGAGCCCAAGGAUGUGGCCUCAGAAGUUGAUCUAACAGCAUAUAAACCAAAAUAUUUCACAUCCGCUGCAAUGGGAACAUCAACGGUGGAGAUCACUUGGGAUGAGACUGAUCAUGAAAGAAUCACAACACUUAACAGAAAGUUUAAAAAGGAGGAGCUUUUGGACAUGGACUUCCAGGCCUACUUAGCUUCCUCUAGUGAGGAUGAAGAAGAGGAAGAAGCACCACAAGGUGAGGAUGGAGUCAGUGUAGAAGAUGGGAAAACAAAGAAAUAUCAGAAGGAUGAUGAAGAACAAAUUGCUAAAUAUAGAGAGCUCUUGCAAGUUAUUAAAGAAAAAGAAAAAAAAGGAAAAGAAAAUGAUAUGGAAAUGGAGAUCAAGUGGGUUCCAGGCCUUAAGGAAAGUGCAGAAGAAAUGGUCAAAAACAAGUUGGAGGGAAAGGAUAAGCUGACCCCUUGGGAACAAUUUUUAGAGAAGAAGAAAGAGAAGAAAAGACUGAAAAAGAAACAGAAGGCUCUUGCUGAAGAAGCCAGUGAAGAUGAGCUUCCCUCUGAUGUUGAUUUGAAUGAUCCCUACUUUGCUGAAGAAGUUAAAAAAAUAGGUAUAAAGAAAAAAUCAACGAAAUGUGCAAAGGGCAGCACAUCUUCAGAGGAAGAAACUGAGCUAGAAAAACAAAAGGCUGAAAUGGCCUUGCUUGUAAUGGAUGAGGAAGAAGACAGCAAGAAACACUUCAAUUAUGACAAGAUUGUGGAACACCAGAAUCUGAGCAAAAAGAAGAAGAAAAAGCUUAUGAAAAAGAAGGAGUUGCUUGAGGAUGACUUUGAGGUAAAUGUUAGUGACGCACGGUUUCAGGCAAUGUACACUUCACACUUAUUCAAUUUGGAUCCUUCUGAUCCUAAUUUCAAGAAGACAAAAGCUAUGGAAAAAAUUCUUGAAGAGAAAGCUCGGCAACGAGAACGAAAAGAAGAACUACUUACUCAAACAGUGGAGAGAGCUCAGCAGGACACGGGAAAGGCGGCACAGAAGCAGCACUCAGAUCCUGCCUUGUCUUUGCUGAUUAAAUCCGUGAAAAACAAAACAGAGCAAUUCCAAGCUAGAAAAAAACAGAGAGUCAAAUAACCAGAGAGUCAAAUAACUGGACACUGUCUCUGUGCUCUCAAGUACACAGAAAUAGUUUAAGGGUUAAUGGGAAUGUAGCUGUCUUAACCCCAGCACUCGGGAGGCAGAGGCAGGAGGAUCUCUGUGAGUUCGAGGCCAGUUUGGUCUACAAAAUGAGAUCCAGGACAGGCUCCAAAGCCAAACAGAGAAACCCUGUCUCAAAAAUUAAAAAACAAACAAAAAUAUGUGUAAAAAAAAUGGUGUCCAUUUUUUUGUGUACAGAUGAAAAACAAAUUUUUAAAAAGUAUAUAUGGAUAUGUACAUAUAUAUAUACAUAUAUAUGUUUAUAUAGUACCUUAAUGUCUCAAAACUCAGGAAGCAGAGCUAAAGAUAAUUUAUUUUUGUAGCAUAAAGGAUGAAGCUGUGAACUUUUUUCCAUGCUUAGUAAUUUGCAUGUAGAGCUGAUGUAUGAGCAGAAGUGCACAGUGUCUCUACUAGUUUGCGUUUUUGCUAGUUUUUAUAGUGUCGGUUUGCCUCAUAUAUAUACUUCAAGCAGACUAUUCUGAAAAAAAUAACUGAAAUAAGACUUUAACUGAUGAACAAAACAGUUCCUUGGAAAGAGUUUCAUUUUUAUAUUGCGCAUAAUUUCGUUUGAAGGGCUUGUGGACUCUGCAUUCAUGUUUCUAUUUGUAGCAACAACAACAAAAAUCCUUCUGUUCUUUAGAUUUUUUAUAAUGUUUUGGAAGGGUAGGUAUACUAGAAUAAAGGGAAUCCCACUUCUUUGUAAAAUUAAAGGACAUCUUCAAGACUAAUGCCCUUUGGUUUAUCUGGUAUAGAUUUUAAGAGCUAUUAACUGACCACUCACACAGGAAAACUGGAUGUGUUGCAUAUAAGUAAAAGGAAAUAAAACCAAAAUGGACUGUAGCGAUUAACAAUACAGCCUUCUUUUGAAAGACAGUACAAAUUCUGUAGGUUUGUUUUAUACUAAAGUUACCAUCUUUAGCAUAAAAGCCUGUUUACCAAGAAAGCAUAUUUAUUAAAGAUGAAAAUCUCAGAGCAAUAUCAAAAUCCUAGCAGUUUCUAAAAAGGGGGUGAUUUAGAAGUUCGUUGUAGAUUCAUAGAUGGGAAUGAGGUACCAUUGCUCCUAUUCUAGGAUCUUUUUAGAGGGUUGCUUGCAGACACUGGGAUGAGGCAUGGGGAGGUAGUCUGUCCAUCCCCUUGGCAUAUACAAGGUGUCCGAAUAGCCUCAGUUGUUAUAGCCUUACUUUUGCAUCUGGGCAGGGUUAGGAGACUACAAGGAACCAAGGGUCAGAACUCCCUUUGAGCAUUCCUGGCCUUAGACAAAGACUGAGCUCCUAUUUGGGAUCCCUGCACGACCUGACCAGCUUCUACCUCAAGUUCUCAGCAGUUUCAUUACU
Messenger RNA from Chionomys nivalis (European snow vole), 4008 nucleotides. RefSeq names its product ESF1 nucleolar pre-rRNA processing protein homolog (gene Esf1). Bases 125 to 2611 code for a protein of 828 amino acids. Gene Ontology annotation, molecular function: RNA binding. Gene Ontology annotation, biological process: rRNA processing. Lineage: Eukaryota; Metazoa; Chordata; Mammalia; Rodentia; Cricetidae. The record is from RefSeq and is a predicted model, not a curated record. Gene Ontology annotation, cellular component: nucleus. The transcript is spliced from 14 exons.